GACUCCCAAAAAGUGGAUUAUGCUCUUCUAUUUGGCAACCCAGAGUUUGUUGCCAUCUAGUCCUGGUCAGCUGACUGACUGUAGUCUAUUAAUCCGCUAUUUCGCAGCAUAUCACCAUCUCUAACCACUAGAUGUAGUUUAUAAAUGUAUGACGGGAUUUCAGAGGGACAAAGAAUACAGUCUAACGAUCAGUUUAUCUGUUUAAUCAGCUUAACAAAAUUAUAGUAGCUUGUAAGAUUUUGGAAAAAGCUGUAGUUACUGUGCAGUCGUACUAAACUAAACCCAUAGCCUAUAGAUAGCCCUAACCUCUUACUAACUAACUAGGUAGCUACCAGUCUAACGUUGUAAACGCUGAUAGUUAGCUAAAUUAGGUUGCACUAAUGAUGUCAAGUGGAAACCGCAAGGUUUGAGGCUAUGGAUAUGACUGGGACGAGUGGAAUAACCAUGGAGACGCCCGAACUACCUAUCGAGAUCACCACCUACAUCCUGAGUUUCCUGCAUGCGUCAGACAGAAAGGAGGCAUCUCUGGUCUGCAGGAGCUGGUAUGAUGCUAGCCAGGACCAUCGCUUCCAGAGGAACCAGACCUUCAAGUUCCCAGCCUCCACCUGGUCUUUGGAUCUGAUCCGUGGCCUGGGAAGACUCUCCUGCUGCAGCCUGGUGAUCAGUCACCUGGAUGGGUCCAGUUUGUCCCGGGCCGUGCUCCUGGAGGUGGGGCUCCACCUGGGCCCUCGGCUGGAGAGCCUGGCCCUGCCAGGGAGCAGUGUGACAGAGGCCUCCCUCCUGGCCCUGCUCCCCCACCUGACCUCCCUGCGCAGGCUGGACCUCCGGGGCCUGGACAGCCUCUUCAUGUCGGGGGCCUUCCUCUCCCGGGACGAGCAACGCCAGCAGGUGCGUGUGGCCCUGGCAGGCCUGGAAGAACUGGACCUAUCAGAUCUCCGCUACCUCUCGGACCUCACCUUCAACCGCCUGACAGGCUGCACUCCUAAGCUGCACCGCCUCUCGCUGGCCGGGUGCCACAUUGCCUUUGAGUUUGACCCGUACCGCGGCUGCCCCGUGGGUGUCGUCCAGGACUCGUCGGCUCUGCUGUCCCUGAGGAAUCUGCGGAAGCUGCUUCUGGAACAAUCCUCCACCAUGAGGGGCCUGGACCUCAGUCGCACCUCCAUCACACCUGAGUCCCUGCGCUCAGUCGCCAAGGUGGAGGGCCUGAGGUUGCAGGAGCUGUGUUUGCGGGGCUGUAAGGAGCUAACUGACUACUCUGUGGAGGUUCUAUGUAAGCACCAGCCGGGCCUCAGCAGUCUGGACCUGAGCGCCUGUACUGAGCUGACCAGCAGGGCGGUGCUAGCGGUCAGCCUGGGCCUUCCGAACCUCAAGAGUCUCUCUCUGUCCAGAGACUGGAGGAUUACUGACAAAGGUCUGGCUGACCUGGUGUCCCUCCCUGAGCUGAAGAGUCUGGACCUGUCUGAGUGUCUGCAUGUCAGCGGAGCUGAGAUGGUGAAGGGUCUGUCUGGACCAGGCCCUCGGGCAGGCCUGGAGACCCUAAUCUUCAAGAGCUGCACCUACAUACGGGACCUGACGGUCUAUCCCUUGGCUCAGCUGCUGGGCGCCAGUCUGCGUGUGCUGGACCUGAGCUCCUGCGUGUACCUGACGGACCUGAGCGUGCGGGCCAUCGCCACCUACCUGCAGGGGCUGGUGGUGCUCCGUCUGGGCUGGUGCAAGGAGAUCAGCGACUGGGGCCUGCUCGGCAUAGUGGAGCCCACCAAGGAGUGUGAACCUGCUCAGGAGAUUGAGGACAAGGACCCCAAGUUCACCAGGACGUUCGGGAACAUGGGCUUCUUCCGGCCCCCCACCCUUCUCUUCCAGGAGAAACCUCGGCUGGUGACGGAGGAGGACUUGAGGGUGUUCAGGGAGCAGGAGGGGGCUUCUCUCCUGGCCCUCCACUCCCUCCAGGAGCUGGACCUCUCAGCCUGCUCCAAGCUGACCGACAGCAGCAUCACACAGGUGAUUCGCUACCCAGACCUCCAGCGCCUGUCCCUGUCCAUGCUCCCCGAGAUCAGUGAUGCCAGCCUGGGGUCUGUGGCCUGGCACUGCCGCAGCCUCACCAGCCUGGCUCUCAGCCACUGCCCCCGGAUCAGCGACCACGGCAUCGCCCGCGCUGCGCCACACCUUAGCAGGCUGCAGCACCUCUACCUGUCCUGCUGCGAUGCCGUCACCGACAGGUCUCUCUCUGUCCUAGCUCAACACUGUAAGAGACUCCGCACACUAGACAUCUCCAUGUGCAAGGAUAUCUCCAUAACAACUGUGGACCUCCUCCAAUCACAGUUGCCCUUCCUAGAAAACGUCCACUGUCGCUUUGUGGGCGGGGCGGACCUGACUCUCACCCUGUGAUUGGUUGAUUGUCUAACUGGUUUCGCCGAAGACAAAUUGCUGCUCGAAUCUCAUUUCAGUGAUCUGCACUUACAACGCUCCUCUUUUACGUGGUUGUGUGUAUGAAUGCCUGCACGUGUGUGUACGUACAUAUGCAGACAGGAUCCAG
Molecule: messenger RNA, 2533 nt
Organism: Hypomesus transpacificus
Lineage: Eukaryota; Metazoa; Chordata; Actinopteri; Osmeriformes; Osmeridae
Gene: fbxl9
Product: leucine rich repeat containing 29
Exons: 10
Coding region: 415-2385 (656 amino acids)
Biological process (GO): SCF-dependent proteasomal ubiquitin-dependent protein catabolic process
Cellular component (GO): SCF ubiquitin ligase complex
Molecular function (GO): protein binding
Source: RefSeq, a predicted model, not a curated record